Messenger RNA from Hypomesus transpacificus, 1359 nucleotides. RefSeq names its product ribosomal protein S6 kinase related a (gene rskra). The coding region runs from base 1 to 1179 and encodes 392 amino acids. Lineage: Eukaryota; Metazoa; Chordata; Actinopteri; Osmeriformes; Osmeridae. The record is from RefSeq and is a predicted model, not a curated record. Gene Ontology annotation, biological process: protein phosphorylation. Gene Ontology annotation, molecular function: protein serine/threonine kinase activity; ATP binding. The transcript is spliced from 11 exons.
AUGGGGGUCUCCAUCGGCCCUUCAGGUCUGGUGACACAACGUAUGGUGCUGGGUACCGGCCCACCAGACCACCUACUCCCCCCAGAGCACUGCCUUGAGAAGCCUGGCUCAGAGUGGCCUCUGCCUGGCUUCAUUUCCAUCUUCCUGCCUGAGUUUCCACAUCGUAAAUUCCCUGGACAAGACCAUUUUCAGAUCCUGGGGUUCAUAGCCAAAGGAUCCUUUGGCCCUAUCCUGAAGGUGAAGGACAAGGCUGAGGAGAAGACCUACGCCGUCAAGGUCCUGCCUAAGUCUGAGAUCUUGAGGCAUGGGGUACUGGAACAGUCAAAAGAGGAGGUCAUAAUCCAGCGGCAGGUCAGCCACCCAUUCCUCCACAGUCUGCAGGACUGCUGGCAGACCCAACGCCACCUCUUCAUUAUGUGUGACUACUGCAGCACUGGAGACCUGUACACCUACUGGCAGCUGAAGGGACAGUUCGGUGAGGACGAGGCCCGGGUGUUUGCUGCGGAGCUGGCCUGUGCUUUAGGUUGUCUAUAUGACUUUGGGAUCGUCCAUAGGGAUGUAAAGAUGGAGAAUGUCCUUCUGACGGACCAAGGGCAUCUUCGUUUGGCUGAUUUUGGACUCUCGCGUCGUCUUCAGCGCGGUGGAAGAGCGUUCACUAUCUGUGGAACAAUCCAGUACAUGGCUCCUGAGGUCCUGAGCGGAGGUCCAUACAACCAUGCAGCCGAUUGGUGGUCACUUGGAAUUAUGUUGUUCUCAUUGGUUACUGGAAAGUUCCCAGUGCUGCCAGAACCAGACCACUGUAAAAUGCUGAAGAAAGUGAGAGGAUUCCCCUACUCCAUGCCCAGUACCUUCAGCCCCUCACUGGCCUUGCUGCUCACUGAGCUCCUGUGCAAGAACCCAGCCUGCCGCCUGCAUAGCCUCGAACGUUUGAAGAGGCAGACGUUCUUCCGAGGCACUUCCUUCGACUCCCAGACGCUUCAGAAGAGGCCUGUUGAACUCAUCCUCGAACUCAAAAACCACCCUGACCGGCCAGCUAAGGCCAUGCGUGGCCUGUCCGUGGCCUACCUCCAGAACUUUGACUGUGACAUUCUCAACUCGCCCACCACCCCCACUGAGUUGUCCCCUACCCUGGUCAACAUUGAUGUGGUUCAAACCACAGCACAGGCUUGUAACACAUAAAAUAAUUUCGCUUCUGUGCCUGGAAAUGAAACACUAACUGAGUGUAAAUACAUUAUUAGGAAAUUUGACUACAUUUUGUUCCCCGAAAUAUGUUUUGUUGUUACUGUUACUGUCAGUGUUUUCUGUAUGUAGGGUUCCUUUGUGGUGAGCUCCUCCUCUAAUCUAUCCAUGUGCAAAAAG